CCUCCGUGAUGCUGCAGGUCUUGCUGUUGUCUUCUCCGGGCCUAGAAGAAUUCUACCGCCAUUGCUUGCAGUCUAUUGAUGAUCCCAGUGACCAGAGGGAGAUUCCUGAGCACCCAGCAAAGCAAAUUAAGUUCUUGCUGGGAAAGAAAGCGGACGAAACGGUGCUGAUAGGAGGGGAGUGGUCCCCUUCUCUGGAUGGCCCCGACCCAGCAGCAGACUCCAAGGUCCUCAUUCGCACGGCCAUCCGUUGCACGAAGGCUCAGACUGGUUUGGACCUGACAGGCUGCACAAAAUGGCUCCGGUUUGCUGAGUUCAGAUACUUGCGUGAAGGAAACCCAUCUCAUCAGGAGCAGACCGUGGUCUUCCUGCCGGAUGUCUGGAGCUGCAUGCCAUCUCUGGAGGAAUGGGAGGCUUCAUGCAAACAGAAAGCAGAGAAAACGCCCCCUCCUCCUGCCCCACCACAAGAAGAGGCAGCAGGGAUGGAAGAAGAAGCUGAGCAAUCUUCUGAAACAGGUCUCAAGCAGGAGAUGGAAACCAGUGAACAGGAAGUCGAGGCAGCUGAACCUGUUCCGGAGCCAGGUGUUGAGAGCGCCACCUCCCCUCCGCUAGAGCCUGCCAUCAUUGCAACCCCACAGCCAGCACUGCAGGGGGGUCAGCCCAGCUGCGCCAACCUCUCCCUUUGCACCUUGCUGGAGUACAGGAGGCAGCGGGAGAAGCUCUCCUUCGAGGUGGCCGUGGUGGCUGAGUUCUUCCAGGAGAUGCUGCAACGGGAUUUUGGCUACAAGCUCUACCGCGCGUUGGUAGCCCUGCCGGAGAAGGAGGAGCCACUGGAGGCCAAGAAUCCCGAGGCCGAGAAAACGGCAGAGUCCGAGAAGGAGGGAGAAAGCGAAGCCAGAGAAGACCCUCUGGAGAAACCCGAGUCUGAGGAAGCAGCAGAGAGCGACCAGAAGGACGCUCAGAAAGAGGAGGAGGCUGCGGAUGCUGAAAAGAAGCCGGUGGGUCAGGACGGGCCGAAUGUGGCCAAGGAGGAGAAAGUUGGCGGGAAGGCGAAAUCGGAGCCCAAGGAUUCCACCGAGGACCUCUGUGAACUGAGCCUCGAGGAUGACCUGCUGCUGCUCAGAGAAGACGAGGAGGAGGAUUUCGGUUGGUGCUCUGGGGAAUGCAGCCAGAGUUGUGGGGAGGGCAGUGACGCGAUGCGCAGAGAGGCCUUACUUAACGGCAGCUAAAUCCAAAUUGGGAAA
Anolis sagrei ordinatus is the source of this 1241-nucleotide messenger RNA. Lineage: Eukaryota; Metazoa; Chordata; Lepidosauria; Squamata; Anolidae. The record is from RefSeq and is a predicted model, not a curated record.